Messenger RNA from Nezara viridula (southern green stink bug), 11478 nucleotides. NCBI's taxonomy places the organism in Eukaryota, Metazoa, Arthropoda, Insecta, Hemiptera, Pentatomidae. The record is from the annotation of a GenBank genome assembly.
AUGGCGCCAAUGCACUUGGCAUUGAAGCAGCUGUUGUUGCUGUUGCUCUUCAAAUGUUCGCUUUGUAAGAAAUCUUCUAUUUACAGUCCUUACAACAGCCAAGCACGACUUUACAGUGAAGAUGGCCAUUUGUACAUUGUUGGAGGAGUCCACAGUAAUAUCACACUUAAGACUUCAGGAAAUGGUUUUAUUAAUAUAAACGAUCAUGACUUACUCCAUGUCACUGAAUUGGCAGCUAAGUCUGCAGCUUUUGUACAUAACUUUAAGCAGAAUGUUUUACCAGACAUUCAGUCUUCACAAUCUGGAUCAUUGGAUUCUGGCCUUAUUUUGAGGCUAAGAAGGCUUGAGGCAGCAGUAGCAGGAACUAAUGCGACAAUUUCUCAGGGUGGAAAUGCUGCAGAUUCUAGAAACUUAAGAAUUCUAACGAGAAGAGUGAACUUGAUAGCCAGAGCUGUGCGUGUCCUUCGACUCCUUUUACUUAGGGAUGAAUGUGACAGUGGGCCUUGCCAAAAUGGAGGUACUUGUUUGGAUUUAUUCAAUGGCUUUCACUGUCGCUGCACAUCUCAGUGGGAGGGGGACUUGUGUGAACGUGACGUAGAUGAAUGCACUAAAUUGGCUGGCACAGGUCUAGGCUGCCAAAAUGGAGGUACUUGUAGAAAUCUUGCUGGCUCCUAUGCUUGUACCUGCCCUAUUGGUUGGUAUGGUCUGCAUUGUACUCAACGCACCUAUGAUUGCUCCCUACAGAGUUCUGCUGAACUGUGUGGACAUGGCAUUUGUGUUAAUCAGGGAGGUACUGGCAGAGGAUUUGUAUGCAUUUGUAAUCAGGGUUGGACAAAAAGUGAUGCUGAUGGCGCGUGUACUGUAGACGUGAAUGAGUGUCUUGGAUCUCAUAAACCAUGUUCACAUGAUCCUCCUGUCGCUUGUGUCAACACUCCUGGAUCCUUCCAAUGUUUACCUUGUCCAACAGGAUAUACUGGUAAUGGCUACCAAUGUGCUGAUAUUGAUGAAUGCCAAAUGAACAAUGGUGGUUGUAACACAAGUCCUCUUGUCCAAUGUAUUAAUACAAGGGGUAGUCGAGUUUGUGGUCCAUGCCCACCUGGCUAUAGUGGAGAUGGCAUUACCUGUACUCAAGCUGGAGGAAUGUGUCAAGUGAAUAAUGGAGGUUGUCAUCCAAAUGCUAGAUGUUUGUUCAAUCCAGCAUUGAACUACGUGCAGUGUGUAUGUCCUCCGGGAUAUGUUGGAUCUGGGAUUGGUCAAAAUGGCUGUGUACCUAGUAUUCGAGGCGCAAAUGCUACUUCAGUUUGUUUAAAGAACCCCUGUAGAAAUGGAGGUACAUGUGUACCUAAACCAUCUGGAACUUAUGUUUGUUGGUGUCGUCCUGCAUUUGCUGGACCCAACUGUUCAGUUUCUGUAGAUCCUUGCAAUCCUUCUCCAUGUAAAAAUGGUGGCACUUGUUUAAGAGUUAGAUUUUUAGUGCAUGAACAUUAUCGAUGCUCAUGUGCCAGAGGAUAUGCGGGUCCAACGUGUGCUCAGCAAAUUGAAGGUUGUGUUGGGAGAUUCUUUCAGGCUUCUGGUAACCUCACAUUUCCUCAAAAUAACCAGACAACAUACUUUGGUCGACAACAAGUCUGUGCUUGGACCAUUUAUUCUCCUAAUCGGAGGCAAGUAAUAAAUAUCACUUUUACCCAGAUGAAUAUGGGAAUAUCUCAAAACCCACGGACCUGUUAUGGCACCUUUGUAGAAAUCUAUGACGGAGAAACAUCUUCCUAUCCUCUUAUUGGCCAAUACUGUGGAUCUCAAACUCCAAAACCAAUCAUAUCAACUCACCCAACUGUGUUUAUUACAGCUAAAAUAUCAUAUUUUCGUAUAAGCUUCAGUUUUAACUGGACUACUGUUCCUAGAAAAUGUGGCGAAACUUUGGAUGCAAGUUCCCAUGGGACAUUAUCGUCACCUGGUUCUCCUGGAAAGUAUCCACUUAAUGCACAUUGUGUUUGGAAAGUUGUAGCACCUCUUGGCAAGAGGAUUAGAUUUACUUUUUUUUCUUUAGAUAUUGAAAAUCACCGUAAUUGCACUUUUGAUUAUCUAGAGUUUCGUAAUGGUGGUUCUGAUGUUGGCCCAGUCUUAAAAAAGCUAUGUAAUUCAGUUGUGCCAGAGCCAUUUCUUUCAUCAGGCAAUGAAGCGGUUGUUAUUUUCCAUUCUGACAGCUCAAGAACAGGAAAAGGAUUUCAAAUAUCCUAUUCGCCCACAGAAGGAAUACCAGGUUGUGGUGGCAUUUACACAGCUCCACGUGGCACUAUAUUAGCACCAUCCAAACCAGGAGGAACAGAAUAUCUAGAUGACCUCAAUUGUGAAUGGCUCAUUAGUCUUCCUGUCGGUGAAAGAAUCAAGAUUGAUGUCCCUUCCCUCAAAUUGGAAGUUAAUGUUGGCUGCAACUAUGAUUACCUGACUGUAUUUGAUGGGCCUUCUCAGAGAUCAGGUGUUGUGGGUAGAUGGUGUGGAAAAGAUACAGUUCAGCCAUUUACUUCUUCUUCAAAUGAAGUUCUUGUGAUUUUUGAAUCUGAUUCGACUUACAAUGAUGGAGGAUUUGUACUGAAUUACAAAGCUGUUUGUGGAGGAUUGUGGUCAUCACCUUCUGGUAUAAUACAGUCACCAUAUUAUCCAUUCCACUAUCCAGAAGACAGGUCCUGUACUUACACCAUACAACAACGGAUGGGAUAUUCUAUCAAAUUGAACUUCAUUGACUUUGAUUUAGAAGAUGCAGAUCAAUGCAUAUAUGAUUAUGUGGCGAUUUAUGAUGGUAAUAAUGAAGCUUCUCCUCUGAUUGGAAAGUUUUGUGGAUCUAAUAAACCAGGGCUGAUUGUUUCCAAGCACAAUUUCUUACACUUAGUUUUUACUACUGAUUCUGCAUAUGGUGGAAGAGGAUUCAAAGCUAACUAUACAACAGUAGACAUUAGUUGUGGAGGGAUUUUAACAGACAAAACUGGUACUGUAUCUUCUCCUAAAUAUCCUGAACAAUAUCCAAUGAACCAUACUUGUACUUGGCUUAUAUCUACUCCUCCUGGUACAAUAAUCCAGUUGACAUGGCUGUCAUUCAACUUGGAGAAGUCAUUCAACUGCAACAGGGAUUGGGUUGCAAUAUAUGAUAAGAACCCUAAUCGAGUUACUUCUGGUCAACUUGGUGAUAAAUAUUGUGGAAACACAUUACCACCAGCGAUGACCUCAUCAUCAAAUUUAAUGAGUAUUAUAUUACAUACUGACACAACUGUUUCGGCACCAGGAUUCAGUGCUUCCUAUUUAGCUGUCGAUUCUAAAGAAAUGUGUGGUGGAAACUAUUUAACAGAAGAGGGAGAAAUUCAUAGUCCUAACUAUCCUAACUUAUACCGAAAUAAGUUGGAUUGCCGUUGGACUAUUACAGUUCCGAAUGGUCAGCAAAUAGAGCUUAUAUCUGAAGCAUUCAAUUUGGAACCAAGCAGUUUAUCCGGAAAAUGUAGAAAUGAUUAUCUAGAAAUAAGAAAUGGUGGCUAUGAAAAUUCACCUUUAAUUAAUCGCUACUGUGGUUCUAAAGUAGAUAAGAAUAUUAAAUCUUUGUCUAAUCAAUUGUUUUUGAGAUUUGUGAGUGAUGCUAGUGUUUCUGCUGAAGGCUUCAAAUUUACUUGGAAUGGUGCCAUCAUGGGUUGUGGUGGUGUAUUGACAUCACCAUCUGGUUCUAUAAUCUCGCCUAACUAUCCUCAACCAUAUGGUAAAAAUGGAGAAUGCACUUAUAAGAUUGCAGUAUCCCAAGGAUCAAUGAUACAGCUGUUUAUUGUUGAUAUUGAUCUAGAGGAACAUAGUACCUGUGCUCUUGAUUUUGUUGAGAUUUAUGAUGGUGCUAAUAAAAGGGCACCAAAAAUAGCCAAAAUUUGUUCUCAAAAUCACCCUCCGUCUUUUACCUCAAAAGGCAACUUUUUGUUUAUUUUUUUUAGAUCAGAUACAAGUAGACAAGGAAGAGGAUUCCAUUUAAAAUAUACAACAGUUUGCAAUGUUACAACUAAAGGUUUUAGUGGAAGUAUUGAAUCUCCUGGUUUUCCUAACAGAGAUGUCUUACCAAGGGAUUGUUUCUGGAAAAUUAAUGCACCACUUGGUAACAAGAUCAAUAUUUCAUUUUCACACUAUGAAAUUGGAGAACCGGAAACACCUUGUGACAUUGCUUAUUUGAAGGUAUAUGAAAGCUCAUCAGCCAGUUUAGAACCUAAUCAUUUGAUGGGGCAAUAUUGUAAUACAAGUGUCAUACCUUCUCGUUUAGCAAGUUCCACUGAUGUUGUAUAUGUUUAUUUUAAAUCAACACCUAGGAACAGUUACGGAGCCUUAUUUAGAUUUGAAUGGGUUGUUUCGGGUUGUGGAGGUGUUUUUAAAAGAAACAGUAAAGGUGAAAUAUCAUCGCCAGGUUAUCCAAACGGCUACCCUUUUGAAGUAGUCUGUGAGUGGUAUCUGUCUGUACCCCUGGGAAAUAGUAUUUCAAUUGUGGUUGAUUUUUUGGAUAUUGAAAAUACAAACACCUGUGGAUUUGAUGCUCUUGAAAUCUAUGGAGGUAGUGAUGAUACUGCUCCACAAUUGGCAAAGCUUUGUAAAAAGCUGACUUCAUCCGAUAGUACUGUUAUCUCAGUGUCAGGUAGUAAUGCAUUCAUUCGUUUUAAAUCAGAUUCAUCCAUCAAAGGCAAAGGUUUUCAUGCUACCUAUAAGGAAGUCCUUGACGCACGCUGCGGUGGAAAAUUUGUUGCCGAUUCUGGACUCAUCCAUUCCCACAACUAUCCACAGAAUUAUGAUUCUCAUGAUGAUUGCGUUUAUUUAAUUAAAGUUGAUAACUACCACCGUUUGAACCUUACAUUUACAGAUUUUGAUAUAAAUUCUAUCGAUGGAAAUUGUUCUAAUGGUUAUGUUAAGGUAUUUGAUGGUGAUUCAGAAAGCUCUCCAAUGUUGAGAAAACUUUGUGGUAAUCAACUUCCAACCCCAAUUUUUUCAACAACAAAUACAAUCUUCAUAAGGCAUAAAUCAGAUGGAUUUGCAACUGCUAAAGGAUUCUCUGCUCUUUAUAAUACUGUCUGUGGUGCCAAUAUAAUCACAAACAGCUCUGGUACAUUAAUUUUUUCAGAAUACAAUACAACCCUAAAUUGGUCUUACGAUUCAGAAUGUCAGUGGAUAAUCAAAUCAACUAAAUUAAAUUCAAAGAUAACUGUACAGUUUGUUUUAAUUGAAGUAACCAAUCCAUUCUCAAUUGAACCUAGAACUAACACAUCUGGCAUAAGUCCAGGAGUUAAUAUCUUUGCUGGUGAUGGCAUCGAUGCACCAUUUUAUGGUCAUUACUCAGAAUCUCGAAUUCCUCCAGCAUUUACUGUACCAUCUUCAGCUAUUACAGUUGUUUAUAAAGCUACUGAUUCAACACAAGGGCGCUUCACUAUGGAUUAUUCUGUUGAAGAUACUAGCUGUGGAGGUUUUCUAAUUGGUUUAAGUGGUGUUAUCAGGUCACCAAACUAUCCAGAUCCAUAUCCUAAUAAUGUAGAAUGUGUAUGGACCCUUAAUGCUGCACCUGGAAGCACCAUGUUAUUUGAAUUCACUAAAUUUGACUUACAAAAAAGUGAUUCAUGCAAUGAAGAUUACGUUGAGAUUCAUCAAAAGUCUGUCUCUGGUCCUUUAGUUGGUGUCUAUUGCGGUAAUAAUCUACCAAAACGAAUACAGUCAAACUCAACUCUUUGGGUGAAGUUUAGGUCAGGUCCUGAUGGGAUUGCGGGUGGUUUCAGUGCCAGUUAUUCAUUAGGUUUGGAGAGUGAAAUUGAUGGACUUUCUGGCCAAAUCGGAUCACCUCAAUACCCUCUCAUAUACUAUUCUGAUGUUUCAUACAGUUGGAGAAUCACUGUUAUGCCAGGAUAUGUUAUUAGAAUAGCAUUUCAAGACUUUUAUAUAGAAAAUUAUGGAGAAGAUGCUGAUGGCUGUUUUAAUAAGUUGACGAUAUUCAGUGGUUUUGACAGUACUGCUCCUGUAUUUAAAGAGUUGUGUGGGCUAUCCAUACCUCCUCCAUUUAGUUCUGAAACAAAUGUUAUUUAUGUAUCUCUAGGGAAAAUAUUAAGUUCUGGCACCAGAUUUCUUCUAAAUUGGAUGCUGAUGAAAAAAGAGCCUUCUUCUGUAACAUCAGUUUUACCAGAGGAUGGAUGUAAAACAUUUGUGGAAUUGGCCAGAGGAAAAAAUGAAAGCUAUACUUUUACCAGUCCUGGUUACCCAAGUGAAUACAAAGAUAACGUUAAAUGUGAAUGGAUUUUUCAGGCUCCUAUAGGUGAUCAUGUACGUCUCACAUUCAGUAACAUUCACUUAGAGGCUCACUCACAUUGCUUAUUAGAUUCAAUCGCAAUAUUUUAUGGAGAUCUUGGUAAUGAUGAGGCAUGGACUGAGAUGGCAAGAAUAUGUAGUAGUAAUGAUACUUAUAAAGUCUUUGAAGGAACAAGAUUGGUGAAAGUAGUGUUUACUAGUGAUUCAUCAUUUCAUAAAACAGGCUUUAGUGGUAAAGCAGAAACUGAUUGUGGAGGAGAAGUAACAGGGCCUAAUGGUGUACUCUCAGAGGGACCGUAUUCUAAAUGCCAAUGGAACAUUACAGUAAAACCUAGCCGAACCAUUAAAGUUUCAUUUACUAACUUCAGUCUUAAUGGAAAUCCCCCUUGCACUUCUGGAAAUUACAUUAUACUAAGAGAUGGUGGGAGAGCAGAUUCACCACUUCUUGGUGCUGGUAAAUAUUGUGGAACGUCUGUAAAAGAUAUCAACAUUCCUGAAACUACUAGCAAUAGAUUAUAUAUUUAUUAUCAAAGCAGAGCAUCCGAGGGUAUAGUUAUGAAGUUUGAAGAGAAAUCUAUCAACUGUGGAGGUGACAUCAUGCUCAGCAAAGCUUGGAAAUCUGAAAUGAUAUCCACUCCUAACUAUCCUAAUAUUCCUCCACCACAUACAGAAUGCAUUUGGAAAGUAUAUGCUUCUUCUGGAGAGAGUAUUAAUUUUGAUAUUACAGACAGAUUUGAUAUGACUCCUUCGCUAGGGUGUUUAAAAGAAUAUCUUGAACUUAGAGAUGGUAGUACAGAACAUUCUCCAUUGAUUGGGCGAUACUGCUUAAAAUCUCCAAAUUAUGCUAUUACUGAAGGAAAUGCCCUAUAUGUUAAAUAUUUUACUGAUACUAAUGAACCAAAAGAUGGUUUUAGAGCAAUUGUUUCUAUUGCUAAGUGUGGUGGUACUCUUUAUGAUUCACUAUCUGGUUCAAUCAUGUCACCUGGAUAUCCACAUGCAUAUGAAAGCUACCUCAACUGUACGUGGAGGCUAGUGACUGCUCCAUAUAAGAGGUUUCGUUUAAACAUCAUAUUAUCCUUGGGAUCAUGUUUUACCAACAGCACAGACACUGUAACCAUAUCAGAAGCCACAAAAGAAAACAUAACUUUUAUAGGACCUCCAGUCAUGUCAUUUUGUGGUUCAAAAAACUUAUUUUUACAAUCUGAAACUAAUGAAAUCAUCAUUAAUUUUGUAACAUUUAAACAACCAAUUUACAGUAACAAGAGGUAUUUUAUUAUAAAGUACCACACAAUAUUUCAAAUGUGUGGAGGUAACUUGAAUUUGCCUUCUGGCACUAUAUCAAGUGUUGGUUAUCCCCGAACAAUGGCUAGUCACUGCAGGUGGAAGAUAGCCGUAUCUGAAGAUAGAAGAGUUACUCUCAACAUAUUGGAUUUGGACUUUGAAAAAAGUAUCAAUUUUUCACUUCCCCAAAGACUUACUAUAUACAAUGGCUUUAAUUAUGAAAAUCCAAUUGCUACCUUGACGGGAAACAUGCCUAAUAAAACAAUUUAUGAAUCGUCUGGAAAUAAGAUGUUAUUAAUAUACUCUGCUUCAACUGAAAGUUCUCAUAGGGGUUUCAAAGCCAGUUAUACUUCUUUUUUACCAUCAUUGUGUGGUGGUAAAAUGGAUGCUACUCACAAUGGUUCAUUGUCACUCUCCACAAAAAAGAAUGAAUCAUAUUUAUGCGAAUGGAAAUUUAUUAAUAAUGCACCAUCUAUUCCAUCCACUAUCACAUUCAUCUUUAAUGGAAAUGUUAAUGUUUUAUUAAAAGAAUAUUAUAACUGCUAUGAUGCUUCUUCAGUUAUAUCAUUUAAUGAUAUGGAUGUACUAUAUGGUCAUUUCUGCUCUGAAACUAAGCCAAAUCAGCCUUAUACUGUCUCCAAAGUAAAUGACUUUUCCCUUGUGAAGAUGGUGAAACCAAUCUUCAAACAAGCUAGUAAAAACGUCAGCUUCAAUCUCUCAUGGAAGAUUGACUCCUGCGGUGGUAAAAAAGAAAGAGUUGCAGAGACAGUAGUGAAAAGUCCUGGUGUCUCUACUUAUCCAUCAAAUGUUGACUGUGCUUGGCAUAUAUCUGUCUUGGCAGGAUCAGCUAUAAAGAUUCACUUUGACACUUUUGAUCUUGAAACAGAUUGUAAUCAUGACUAUUUGAAAAUAUUCAAUGGAGAUACUGCUCUCUCACCUCUUAUAAGCCAUCACUGCGGUAAUAUUGUUCCAGCUGACAUUAUUACCCAGUCUAAUUAUGUUACCUUGCUAUUUCAUUCCGAUGGAUCAGUUGAAAAAAGUGGAUUUCAAUUAAAGAUAACUCAAGUUGAUUCAGGAUGCGGUGGUGUAAUGCAUGAGCAUAAUGGUUUAAUCCAGUCUCCUGGUUAUCCCUCAAAUUAUAAAAAUAAUAUUGAAUGUGAAUGGGAAAUUAGGGCAGAAUCUGGGAUGCAUAUUGGUCUUGUAUUUGAAGGUAGAUUUUUUAUUGAAGAAAGCUCUGAUUGCCAAAAGGACUACAUUGAAAUAUCAGAUUAUGUAAAUGACCAGUGGAAAACUCUCAAAAAAGCUUGUGGAAGGGAAAUUCCUAAACCGCUGAAUUCAACUUCUAACAGAAUGAGAAUAUUUUUUAGAACUGACAAUGCUGUCACGGCAGAUGGUUUUAAGGCUACAUGGGAGUUUAACUGUGGUGGAGUGAUAAAUUUAGUAGGCCCUGGUCAUAUCUAUUCUCCCGGAUGGCCCAACAACUACUAUAAUUUCCUAGAUUGCAAUUACACUUUAUAUGCUCCAAAAAAAAUUAUAACUGCUACAUUUGAAGCAUUUUCUCUGGAAGAAGCUUCUCCUCAGGGUUGUACUUUUGAUAAAGUUCAAAUCUGGACUCAAACUGAUGAAUACGAAGACUUGGAAAGUAUUGGUAGUUAUUGUGAUAAAAAUAAGCCACCUGAUCAAACAUCUAUUAAUAAAAUGGUUAUCCACUUCACCACAGAUUUGUGGCGAACUAGCUCAGGUUUUAGUAUUGCUUAUGAUAUUGGAAGCUGUGGUGGACACAUAACUGAAGAAACUAUCAUUUCUUCUCCAAAAAUUAAAGAAGUGGUAGUAGAGGCAAAAUGUAUCUGGAAUAUAACAGCUCCACCUGAUCGAGUUGUUCUAUUAAAACUUAUCAACCUGCGACUGUAUAUUAGUACAAAUUGUUCAUCAGAGAGAGUUGAGGUUUGGGAUACAUCUAAAUCCUCUGCUACUACAAAUGGAACAAUGUUGGCAAAGGUUUGUGGAUCUUCUAACAGUUUUCCUGUUUUCCGAAGCUCAGGAAAUAAAAUGUUUGUGUCUUUCUUUUCCCGUUUCCUACGAAGGAAUAAAGGAUUUAAUGCCAUUGUUUCUUUUGGCUAUGGUGAGAAGGUAGGUUGUGGUGGAAUGUAUUCUUUAACAGGAGGUAAAGCUGAUAGUGAACAAAUAAUAACCAACCCAGACAUUAACAAAGAUGGUAAGUAUGAGGAUGAUAUGGACUGCCAUUGGGUGGUAACAGCUCCAAGUGAUGUAAAAUUAAUCGUUGAUUUUCUUAAAAUGGAUUUGAAACCUUGUGAAGGAAAUUCUUCAAAGAUUCGCUGUUGUGAUGCUCUUGAGGUCUAUGAUGGUCCAAGUGAAAGAAAUGAGUUGAUCGGCCGUUAUUGUGGAACAUUAAUUCCAAGGUCUCUGUCAUCAUCCAGUAAUUAUCUCGCUUUCAGAUUUGUAUCUGAUGGGAUUGGCCAGGCUCAAGGAUUCAAAAUUAGUGUGAAGCCUCAUUUCUCUUCUUGUGGUACAUCAAUUGUAAAUGUUGAAGAAACUCCAAAGUUUCUUACUUCUCCAAACUAUGAAGACAAUUAUCCAAUCAAUAUAAACUGUCGUUGGUUAUUGGUUGGAUCCAAGUACAGGUUCAUUAAAAUACACUUUGUUGAUUUAGACAUUGAAGAUACUUCAGACUGCAGUGGAGAUAGGCUGGAAAUAAUGGAUGAAGGUGCAAUACCCUGGAAGUAUGCGGCUGGCAACAAUGACACUCAUAGACUGAUUUUUGAAGGAAGCCACAUGUACAAGAUGAAUGAUCCUCAGUCAAGUGCGAUUAACAUGUUCUGUGGAAAGAGUCAUCCAUUAGACUAUUAUUCAUCUUUCUCCAGUAGAGUGAUGCUUCGGUUCAUCAGCGACUCACAAAGGACUUCAAAGGGCUUUAAGAUUCAGUAUAGUUAUGCUAGUUGUACUCAUAACUACACUGCUCCCAGUGGAAGAAUUGUGUACAAACCAAUCAAAGAGAAUUGUACUAUGACAAUUACAACUUUUGGAAAUAAAACUAUUUCUUUAUAUUUUGUCUUUAUUUCUAUUGCCAAAGAUUUUGAAGGAGGCGUUUGCAAAAAUAAAUUACAGUUUUUUGAUGGAACAAAAAAAAUUAAUGAAAUAUGUGGUGGUUGGGAAAUUCCUCCACCAAUAUUUACCGAAAGCAAUUCUUUGAAAAUGGAAUCUACUAUUUUUGGAACGUCUUCUGGCUUUGACGUUACAUACACUACAACUGAUCAAGGUCGUGGUUGUGGUGGCAGUUUUAAUAAUGUUGUCGGAGCAUUUACAAGUCCGAUGUAUCCUGGCAACUUCAGGAACUAUUCUUAUUGUUGUUGGACAGUUACUGUGCCACCCCCUGGUGUCCCGAGCAUCUUCUUUUAUGAAUUUGAUCUUGGUACUACAGCCACUUGUGACUCAGAUUAUUUGGAGCUCUUUGAUUUGACAUCGAGUGGUGAAAAAGUUCAAAGGGGCCGAUAUUGUGGUGGGGACAAGCCAGCAAAGUUUCAAGGAAAAGACCAAUCAGUUUCUGUUUGCUACAAGACUAGCAUUCACAACAGUGGGAUUGGGUGGAGCGCCAGGUGGUUAUCAGUUGUCGAUGUGGAUGUUGGGAGUGGAAAAUGAAGGAUCGGUGAUUCCACAAAGGCCAUCAACUGUAUAAUAAUUGUACAUUUGUUAUUUAACUCUAUAGCAUUGAAGUACUUUUAUAACGUAUAAAUAAAGCAUUGUCAUCUCAUUUCCACUUACUUUGCUUAUAAUUUAUAAUAAGUUUAAGUGUACUGCUGCUGAAUGUAUGUAUAUAUUCUUGUUUAAUAGAUUAUAAUAUAAAUAAACUUAUUUGUUUUAUGUGGAUUUUAUUAGCACAGG